Triticum dicoccoides is the source of this 2159-nucleotide messenger RNA. RefSeq lists its product as uncharacterized. Gene Ontology annotation, molecular function: protein binding. The coding region runs from base 126 to 1934 and encodes 602 amino acids. The record is from RefSeq and is a predicted model, not a curated record. Lineage: Eukaryota; Viridiplantae; Streptophyta; Magnoliopsida; Poales; Poaceae. The transcript has 11 exons.
CCUUCAAGAACCCUAACUCUAAAAAGAAAAAAGAUGCACCCACCCAAAAUCCCCCCUCUCCAAAUCCAAUCCUUCGAUCUCGCCGUACCAAUUCUUCUCCCAUCUAACCCUAACUGUUCAAGGCGAUGCCCCUUCCCCGGGACGCGGAGGCGGAGGCCAGGCGGAGGCGGAGGCGGAAGCGGGAUCGCGAGGUGUUUCCGCCGGGGCGCCGGGGCGUGGAUAGGGAGCCCGACGGGGAGAGAGGGGAGAGGCCGAAUCGUCGGUUCUUGGAUGGCAAGCACGACAAGCGCCGCCGCGUUUCAAAGAUCAAGAGAGUACCGAACUUCCGCGGCCGUCCCUCCAUCGUAUCCAAGUUGUUUCCCUCUCCCUCUGCUCUAGUGCAGUACUUCCCCAGCCACUACCUCAGCUCAUCCGAGGAGUCCUCGUCCUCUGCCUCCGCCCUGCCGGAGUCUCCCGGUUCCUCUGCCCUACCCAAGUCCUCCAGCUGCGCCCCCAGCUUACCUGAGGAGUCAUCUGCCCAUGCCCUACCGGACUCCCCCAUCUUACCUGAGGAGGAGCCCUCUGCCGCACCCAACUCCCCCAGCUUACCCGAGAAGGAGCCCUCUGACUUACCUGAGAAAUCGCCGUUACCUGAGAGGGAGCCCUCCGACUUACCUGAGAAAGCGCCCUUACCUGUGGAGGAGCCCCCUGACUUACCUGACAAAGAGACAGGCUCCAGCUCUGAUGGAGGAAUCUGUGAUGAGAUGGCAGAAAGAUUCCAGCAAAUUAUGGAGGAUUAUGCUACUAAUUAUGACCUCUAUGCUCAACAAAUUCGAGGAGAACCAGAGGAAUGUAACCUUACGGUGGAGAGUGAGUUCUGUGACAUUGAUGAUGGCAGUUCCCGUGGUUGGAAAGCUCGGAAAGUGGCUUUGCGAGCUUCAGAGUCAGUUGUUAGUCUUUCUUCCUUUUCAGAUGAAAAGAGGAUAAGAGUGGGCUCGGGAUUCAUGGUAGGGUUUAAUCGUCAUACCAAUACCAGCAAUAUCUUAACUUCAGCAACGCUGGUUAGGUCUCUUUGUGGGCAGAACAUUGUGAUUCCAGAUUUAAAGGUUAAGGUGUGUCUCCCGAAUGGGCAUAUAUCCGAGGGCUUGUUAUCCAUUGUUGAUUUUCACUAUAACAUAGCUAUUGUUGAAGUGAAAUCUGAUGAGGAACUGCCACGGCCUAUUCUUCUGUGUAAUGUCAUCAAAAGAGGAGCAGUGUUAGCAAUUGGACGAUUUUAUGAUCAUGGUGGAGUGAUGUGUGCACAAGGAAAAAUCAGAAAAGAAACCAGCACCUUUGACUGCUCAGAGCUUUUAGUAUCGAGCUGCCACACGACCAUGGCGGGUGUUGGAGGGCCCCUUGUAGAUUAUAGUGGUCAUGUCGUGGGUAUCAAUUUCUACGGAGAGAAACACACCCCUUUUCUUUCAUCAGCGAUUAUUAUAAGAUGCUUGGAUCAUUGGGCGUCCUGGGGACAAGUUAACCGACCAUGGCUUGGAUGCAUCUGCACAUCUGUUGAUAUGUUGCCACUUCGUGUUUUGGAGAAAUGCACCUAUCUUAACGAGGGUUUGUAUAUUUCAGAUGUUGUUAAGGGAUCACCAUUUGAUGUUGCUGGGCUAUCAGCUGGUGAUGUUUUGAUUGAAUGUGCUGGAGAAGUACUUAGUACUGCUGCCCAGUUAGGUGCACUGCUACUUGAUCUGUGCCACAAAUAUCUGAGGGGUUAUGUUGAGAGCAAGAUGACCGUGGAGGUUGUUGUCUGGAAGCAAAAGGAUGGCAGAAAAUCAAGGAAGAUAGUGAAAACCAAUUUAUUAAGCCACUGCAACUUUUACAGAUGGCUUGAUCCAUUGCCCAGGUACAACGAUAAGAAGAUGGUGAUGGCAAGGGACGUUAUGGAGCUUUAUUAUAAAGGAUACAACGUCUAGCUUUUCUUCAUCACAAAAAGGGACUAUCCUUCCUACUCGUGUGUAUCUGGCUGAAGCUCCUGCUCACCAUAGAGCCCUGACCGUCGGAACCCAUUACGCCUGUACAUCUCAGCACAUUCUCAGAAAUUUGGUAGUAGUGCUAAGUUUUAGAUUUGUGCACAGCUCACAAAAUUAUGUUUACUCGUUUCAAUGUUCGAGCAGCACCCCACUUCUGUUUGCAGUUCA